GCGGGGCUGGCGCUGGGACGCUCUCACUCAGCCGGCGGCAGCGGAUCUAGCACGCUCGGGUCCUUCUCUCGCUUCGCGCCUUUGGAAAAGGAAAGCGCCCGCCUCCUCCUUCUCUUCUUCCGCCUCCUCCUCCUCCUCACAGAUCUGAAAAAUGGAAGAAGAAAUUGCAGCGCUUGUCAUUGACAAUGGAUCUGGAAUGUGCAAAGCCGGCUUCGCUGGAGAUGAUGCUCCUCGCGCUGUAUUCCCCUCAAUUGUUGGGCGCCCACGCCAUCAGGGUGUCAUGGUUGGCAUGGGCCAGAAAGAUAGCUAUGUAGGAGAUGAAGCUCAAAGUAAGAGAGGAAUCUUGACCCUGAAGUACCCUAUUGAGCAUGGCAUUGUCACCAACUGGGAUGACAUGGAGAAAAUCUGGCAUCACACUUUCUACAACGAACUUCGUGUCGCUCCAGAGGAACACCCUGUGCUGCUUACAGAAGCACCUUUGAAUCCCAAAGCCAACAGAGAGAAGAUGACACAGAUCAUGUUUGAGACAUUCAACACUCCAGCCAUGUAUGUGGCCAUUCAGGCUGUGUUGUCCCUGUAUGCCUCUGGUCGUACCACUGGUAUUGUAAUGGACUCUGGAGAUGGUGUUACACACACUGUACCCAUCUAUGAGGGUUAUGCCCUUCCUCAUGCCAUCCUGCGACUUGAUUUGGCUGGCCGUGACCUCACAGACUACCUCAUGAAGAUUCUGACAGAAAGAGGCUACAGCUUCACCACCACGGCUGAAAGGGAAAUUGUGCGUGACAUAAAGGAGAAGUUGUGCUAUGUUGCCUUGGACUUCGAGCAGGAGAUGGCCACAGCUGCUUCCUCUUCCUCCCUGGAGAAGAGCUAUGAAUUGCCUGAUGGUCAGGUGAUCACCAUUGGAAAUGAGAGGUUUAGGUGUCCAGAAGCCCUCUUCCAACCAUCUUUCUUAGGUAUGGAGUCCUGUGGCAUUCAUGAGACCACUUUCAAUUCCAUCAUGAAGUGUGAUGUAGACAUCAGGAAGGACCUGUAUGCCAACACAGUAUUGUCUGGUGGUACCACAAUGUAUCCAGGGAUUGCAGACAGAAUGCAGAAGGAGAUCACAGCAUUGGCUCCUAGUACAAUGAAGAUCAAGAUUAUCGCCCCUCCUGAACGCAAAUACUCAGUCUGGAUUGGUGGAUCCAUUCUCGCAUCUCUCUCUACCUUCCAGCAAAUGUGGAUCAGCAAGCAGGAAUAUGAUGAGUCUGGCCCAUCCAUUGUCCACCGUAAAUGUUUCUAAAUGGACUAUUAGCAGAUGCGCAGCAUUUGCUGCAUGAGUUUUUUUUUCACCAGUAUAAAUUUGCCAGGGCAAAUAUAUACACCUCAUGCUAGCCUCAUGAAACUGGAAUAAGCCUUCUCUUCAAAACAUUUGUCAUUGGGAAGUCUGUCUCCAAUAAUCCUGUGAGGAUGUCUACCUUGUUGCUGAUAUGACCUGUACUCAAGUUAACUGUUCCCUUUGUACAUAGCAGUAUAACUGUACCCUAUACACAUCUGGCCUAGGACCUAGUACAGGUGGCAUUUAUACAAUACAAAGGUUUAACUUGUGUCUGUAACUGCCUGGGACCAUGGUCUCUGUGUAACCAGCAGUGUAACAAUGGAGUUUGAGGCUAGAUUUGUACAGGGUAACAAAAGAUCAGACCUUCCACUACACAAAGCGCUAAGAGUUCCAGAUCACUAUUGUUGAGGCUGGCAAGGUUUUGUGAAAAGGAUGGCCAUUUUUUUUGUCUUGCCACUGUUCCUAACAGGGCUGGAAACAUAUCGCAUCCAAGCCUUAUGAACCAGUUUUUCUUCCUUUGCCCACCUGUAUCCCAGCAAGACAUCACAGGGCAAAAAGUUGCUCAACUUGAGUCGCUCCAAUGUUUGCAUUGACACCUGUAAAUUUAAUCAUCAGGUUUAAUUUAUGUAAGAUUUUUGUACGUUGCCUUAAUGUUGUCAUAUGACAGUAGAAAACCAAAAUUUGUAAGUCAUCCUGAAGUUGAGAGUUGUAAUGCCCAACACGUCAUUGUGAAAGGAAAAUAAAGCGCUGCAGUAAAUGAAA
This is a messenger RNA of Sceloporus undulatus (fence lizard), 2077 nucleotides long. RefSeq names its product actin gamma 1 (gene ACTG1). The record is from RefSeq and is a predicted model, not a curated record. The transcript is spliced from 6 exons. Lineage: Eukaryota; Metazoa; Chordata; Lepidosauria; Squamata; Phrynosomatidae. The coding region runs from base 152 to 1279 and encodes 375 amino acids.